CAACAUCUGAAACAUACUCUAUGGCUUCUCCUUCUCAUCCCACAAACCUUCACUUUGUCUUGUUUCCUUUGAUGACUCAAGGUCAUUUGAUACCAAUGGUAGACAUGGCCCGUAUACUAGCCCAACGUGGUAUUAUGGUUACUAUAAUCACAAGUCCAGUUAAUGCAAACCGUUUUAAAUCAGUUAUUGAUCGCGCAAUUGAAGCUGAUCUCAAGAUCCAAGUUCUUGAACUUCAACUCCCAUGUGUUGAAGUUGGUUUGCCGGAUGGAUGUGAGAAUUUUGACUUGUUGCCAUCAAAUGCACACGCGGUUAACAUGUACUUAGCAAUGAUUAUGUUAGAAGAACCAGCCGAAAAAAUGCUCCAAGACUUAUGUCCACCUCCAAGUUGCAUCAUCUCAGAUGGCGGUUUCCCUUGGACUAACGAUGUGGCGAAGAAACUCGGUGUUCCAAGGGUUGUUUUCUAUGGACCUGGAUGUUUCGCGUUCUUGUGCAUACACAUAGUGACAAAUACAAAUAUACUAGAUGAAAUUGAUUCCGAAUCAAAGUACUUUGUAAUGCCUGGCUUGCCUGACCGAAUUGAAGUUACCAAACCUCAGGCUUCAACUUGGGGAAGAGGAGACACAAAAGAAUCCACGAAGAUUUUUGAACGAAUGCAAGAAGCCGAGAAAGAAGCAAUAGGGAUUGUGGUUAAUAGCUUUGAAGAGUUGGAGCCCAAAUAUGUUAAGGAAUUUGCAAAGGCAAAAGAUAAAAAUGUUUGGUGUGUAGGGCCGGUUUCACUAUACAACACUAGCCUCCAGGAUAAAGCCGAAAGAGGAAACAAGGCUGCGAUCAACGCUAAAGAUUGUUUGAAAUGGCUAGAUUCGAAAGAGUCAGGGUCCGUGAUCUACAUUUGCUUAGGAAGUCUAUCUUAUGCUUCCACCGAACAAGCCAUUGAGCUUGGGUUGGGACUCGAGUCAUCGAACAUACCUUUUCUUUGGGUCAUCAGGCACCCAAGUGAAGAAUUUGAGGAAUGGCUCUCCAAAGACGGAUAUGAGGAAAGGGUAAAAAGUAGAGGCCUAAUGGUCCGUGGUUGGGCACCGCAAUUAUUAAUAUUGUCACACCAAGCCAUUGGUGGUUUUGUGACACAUUGUGGAUGGAACUCGACUCUAGAAGGGAUUUCAGCUGGGAUCCCAAUGGUUACAUGGCCACAAUUUGCGGAACAAUUUUUAAAUGAACGAUUUAUCAUAAACGUGUUGAAAAUUGGUGUCAAAAUUGGGAUGGAGGUUCCUGUUAUCUUCCACGAGCUAGAUGAGUCAAAAGAGAUUGUGAAGAGGGAUGAAAUCAAGGAAGCUAUAGAAUGCCUAAUGAAGAAUGAUGAGGAAGGAGAAGCAAGAAGAAAGAGAUCCAAGGAGUUUUCGGUAAUGGCAAAGAGAGCAAUGGAGGAAGGGGGUUCGUCUCAACGUAAUAUGACGUUGAUGAUUCAAGCUGUAACCGAAGAAUUAGCCAAGAAGCCUACACUGGUUCAAGAUAUUGUGUAGCCAUUGUAACUUGAAUUAUCAAAUUGGAUUUCCUGUUUUUCACCUCUACUUUCCCCAUGCAAAAGGAACACUAUAAUAAGUGUUGGUCUUGGGGCAUGAUCUGGUAAAACAUCAACUGCUUUUGAACAAUGUUAAAUUCCCCACAAGGCCACAACCCUUUUGAUCAGCAUUUCAAGUAAUAACUGA
Helianthus annuus (common sunflower) is the source of this 1703-nucleotide messenger RNA. Its product is annotated as UDP-glycosyltransferase 73E1. NCBI's taxonomy places the organism in Eukaryota, Viridiplantae, Streptophyta, Magnoliopsida, Asterales, Asteraceae. Bases 21 to 1517 code for a protein of 498 amino acids. Gene Ontology annotation, molecular function: UDP-glycosyltransferase activity. The transcript has a single exon. The record is from RefSeq and is a predicted model, not a curated record.